UCUCCGAUGGCAAUAUGAAGUGCCGUUCUUGGCUCCCAUCGCGGAGCACACGGCGUCGCCUUCUACAAAUAUUUGCCUGCCGUUUUGGUUGGACGAGGAGGGAGGGGGAGAAGACGGUGAAGGCGUCAUCGGCGGAGAUGUGCCCGACGACGAAAAAACCUGCUGACACAGCCGGCCAAAGAGGAGGAGAGCCGCCUCCGCCAGAGCCCGCGAGGGCCGCGGAGGACCCCUGCUACGACUGGCGGCAGGAGGCGAUCGAGGGCGGGUCCCUUCGACACGUUGACCUCGACACGGGCACCAACGGCUGGGCCUCCCCGCCCGGGGAUCUCUUCCACCUCCGCGGCCUCAACUACUUCGCCCGCCGCCAGAAGUGCCCCUCCGGCGAGUGGCUCCUCGAGCCCGCCGGCGUCGACUGGCUCCGAUCCGCCUCCCGCCUGGACGACGUCCUCGGCCGCCCUGACAACCGCGUCGCCGCGGCCCUCCGCCGCACCCAAGCCCUCGGCGGUGCCCGCAAGGCCUUCCUCUUCGCCGUCAACCUCCAGGUCCCCGGCCGCGAGUGCCACUCCGCCGUCUUCUACUUCGCCGCUGUGGAGCCCAUCCCGCCGGGCUCCCUCUUCUACCGUUUUGUCCACGGCGACGAUGCCUUCCGGAACUCGCGGUUCAAGAUCGUGAAUCGGAUCGUGAAGGGCCCAUGGAUCGUGAGGGCCGCCGUCGGGAACCACGCCGCCUGCCUCCUGGGCAAGGCGCUCACUUGCAACUACCACCGCGGGGAGAACUACCUCGAGAUCGACGUCGACAUCGGGAGCUCCGCCAUCGCCAAUGCCAUCCUCCACCUCGCCCUCGGCUACGUGACGGCGGUCACCAUCGACAUGGGGUUCCUGGUGGAGGCUCAGGCGGAGGAGGAGCUGCCGGAGCGGCUCCUGGGGGCUGUCCGGGUGGCGCAGAUGGAGAUGAGCUCGGCCACCUAUGUGGAGACUAAACCCAAGGCUACGGAGGCCGGAAAGACAGGGUUUUGGGGACCGGCGAAGGUCAACCACCAUCACCAACACCACCCUGAUCGGUGCUCGGGUGCGAAGCCAUCAAGGUCGGGGGUGGGCAAGGACGGCGACGACGAAGAUAAUUUCCCUCCAUAGUAAAGCUAUUCUUCCUUCACUCCAUGGCCCAUGUACAUGCCAAGCUUCUGAAAGUUUUUGAGGUUCUUGUCAUGGCUUCUUCAUCCUUCAACUUAACAAUAUUAUGAUCAGUCAGUAUCAUCAACUGCUUCUUAGUUUCAUUGUUUUAAUGAACUUCCUGUUCGAUUCAUUUGAUUCAGAAUAAUCAUGCUUCUGACUGAUGUGAACA
Musa acuminata subsp. malaccensis (wild Malaysian banana) is the source of this 1341-nucleotide messenger RNA. Its product is annotated as protein ENHANCED DISEASE RESISTANCE 2-like. NCBI's taxonomy places the organism in Eukaryota, Viridiplantae, Streptophyta, Magnoliopsida, Zingiberales, Musaceae. The record is from RefSeq and is a predicted model, not a curated record.